Phytophthora sojae is the source of this 3114-nucleotide messenger RNA. RefSeq lists its product as hypothetical. The transcript has 5 exons. The record is from RefSeq and is a predicted model, not a curated record. Bases 1 to 3114 code for a protein of 1037 amino acids. Lineage: Eukaryota; Oomycota; Peronosporomycetes; Peronosporales; Peronosporaceae.
AUGGCUCCUCCGUCGCGUGCAUUCGCCGACGCGGCUGCCGCUGCUCUUCGGGGUCUCCAGUGCUCCGGACCGGGAGCUAUUGAUGUCGCCACCGACACUUCGGGUCGUCGUCCGGCGCGCCAGGCUCGUUCGCCGGCCUCGGCCGCGCCUACAGGUGACCCUACGCUCAUUCCUGCCGCCUCUGGGACCUCGGUCGACCCCCCACCGGCUCCUCCAAGUAGUCCUGAGUCUGGUGCUGGGGCGACCGAGACUCCCUCGCCGACAGAUCCCAGUGAAGAGGCUCCCGACUCGCCGCCGACACCGCCGCCAAGCGCCAGCGCUCCACCGUCGCCAACUCCCGCGCCUUUGGUCACGUUGGCAACUCGCGGGGCGUCGGUUCCUCCGACAGCGGUCGUCUUGGGCGAGCAGCAGAUGCUGGAACUCGCUCGUCUCGUCGUGGGUGUUGCCCGUUUACCUCCAGCUCGAGUCAACGCUGCUCUCGACCACAGCCUGCAAGCUGCUACUAGCGUCGGUGAGGUGCUGGCUGAUGAACUGGUGGCCCUCCGCCGCGAGAACGACCGGCUGCAGUCAGAGCUCUCCGACGCCAAAGAUAAACUCGCUGAAGAGAUGAACCUGCGGACCAAGUCGGACUACUUCCUCGUCUCGGCCAACUCCGAGUGCGACCAAGCUCUGGACCUCGUCCAGGACAUACGCGUCCAGCUCAGCAACGCCAGCGCUCAGUUGAUGCAAGCGAACGCGGCCAUCACUCACCACGCUGACAUCACUCAGUCGUUGGAGAAGCGGACGCUCGUUGCUGAGGCCGAUUCGGCCGCUGCUUUGGAGAGGCUUCGCAAGCAGUUGGCCGACCGCGACCGAGCAAACGUCAUCCCCGCACGCAUUCAAGCGUUGACGGACGAGAACAACAGCUUGCGGCGAGCGAAUUCUAUCCUUCGUCGGCACUCGGCAACACACGGACUCGACGUCCUGGCCUCAGCCGGCAUCUCCGCCGCAGAGAUUGAUUGGAAUCUACUCGGGCUGUCCCCACCGACGGUCACUGUCGAGAGUCCACGCCAUGACGAAUCCUCGUCAGAGGAGGGAGAGGAGUCCAAGACGACCGACGUGCCGAUAACUGAGUCCACCGAGGCUACGUCCGCUCCCGCUGCUUCGGUGGGCGCUUCGGCUGGCUCCCCGGUCUCCACUGAGUCGUCAUCGCGCAAGCGGGGCCGGCAAACCGAGUCUGCUUCCGUCGGGAAUACGGCAUCCCAGCCUCCUCCUCACAAACGCUUCGGCAGACCGUCAGUCGACCUGAGGGCCAGGGUUGCAGCGGCCGCCGCGCCAUCUAGUCCUCGUUCGGCAUCAGGAGAGAUUUACCCGCCUCCUCGGUCGAUGGUGCGUCCUCCAACGACGGCUCGCUCAAGCUGGUUGGAGUCUCAGCCUCUCCCGUACGAACACUCAGACGUCCCCUUGUAUCUUUGGCUGGCCAGUCGUGCCUCGCCUCCCUCGCCAGCCCCAGCCCAGCAGCAGGAAUCGUCUGACGUGGAGUUUGGAGGGGGUAUGAGUCCUAGCGACACUUCACAAGAUAACCUUGAGCCCGGCGAGGUUCCGGGGGUGUCGGCCAGCGCUCAGGGUGUUCAAGGUUCUGCUACCGAGCCUUCCGGUACUGUCAUCGAGGUUCCUUCCGAGGUUUCGCCUCCGGCGGCGACUUCCAUUCCUUCACCAGUCUCGUCUGGUACAGCCGUCGUUGGCCGUGCCCCUCGAGAAUCGGCUGCUGGGGUCACCGAGGGCUCUGGCGGCCCGCCAGACCGUUCACCUAGCGGUGAGUCGCCUCAUGAGUCUGAGACUUCCGAGGACCGCGCAGCGUUGUUCCUGGAGAUGUUCGGCCCCGACGAAAGAGAGGAAAUCUCGGUGGCGCAACCUGUCACUCCUUCGGAGCCUCCUUCUCCUCUGGCUGCCGCGAACCGGGUUCCUCUAGCUUCACAAGCGGCCACCGUGCCACUCCCGAGUCGACUCCACACUCGGUCGGCCUCUGUUCACGCUCGGGCGAUGGUAACAGCAACGGUGACAGCUUCACCGAGGACUGGACCUGCGUCGAUUGCCCCAGCAGUGGUUGACGCUUCCGACGUAGCUCCUGGAUCGCGUAAGCUCAGUGGUCUUGCUACCCUGUUCUUGGAGCCGGGUUUCACGGCACCCGGAGAGUCGGAAUGCUGGCAUCUCAUCCAAAACGCCAGUAUCCCCCUCGUCUUCGAGGACGACUUGGUCGCCCCCAGUUCAGUGGAUAGAAUCGUGGGGUUUGGCUUGUGGACGGAUCCUGCUCACCCCUUCCAAGUGUUGCGCCAGCUUUUCUCAGACGAGCCUUGUUUGAUCGAUACGACGGGUUUUCCAUCCUCGGUGGCUAUAUCCCGUCGUGCAACUGGUCGGGCUCUUCUCGUUCGCCUAUGGUGGCAGUUCCAGGGGUACUCCUACCACUCCACCGAGAGGGGCGACCUUGGUUUCGCCUUGUGGGAGUGUCGCCACUGGAUUAGGGGUAAUGCUGUCAAGGCGUAUAUCGACAACCUCUCCAGCACCCUCGGUCAGCGCAACGUGCAAGCCCUAGCGCUUCGACAAGCGUGGUCCAAGUACCACCGAGAGCGCAGUUAUCGUGCAGAUCGCUUGCGAGACCAGAUGCUCCACAAGGUGUGGAAUGGGGCCAUUACGUACGACGGACAACCUCCACAGCACCGCACCGAGGUUUUGCUGGAGCCGUCGUACCUGCAAUACUCGUUCGAGGAGAUGGAGUGGGCCCCCACUACCGACGACUGGGCCUCCGAGGUGGCGGACGUGGAUGCCCGCGAGCCGUGGCGUAACGGUUGGUUCCAAGCGCCGGCAGACCACCCCUACAAAACGGCUUUCGCCCCUUGUAACAACGUCCCGUUGUUGGUCCCCAACGGAUCGACUCGGGAAACCGUGGCGUCGUCGGUCGUGGUCGAAUCUUCUCUGCGGACUUCGAUGGUGGUCGCUCCAUGGGUGGCCGAGUUCGCAAACGCUCGUCGUUCUCGCUCUCCAAGCCCCGAUGAGGAGACGAAGGAGUCGGGUGAAGCUUCUUCCGCCGCCGGGUCAAGUUUGGGCGUGUUGGCUCAGGCUGUGAUAGAGAUUUAG